This is a messenger RNA of Exserohilum turcica Et28A, 1902 nucleotides long. RefSeq lists its product as uncharacterized. The coding region runs from base 1 to 1902 and encodes 633 amino acids. Lineage: Eukaryota; Fungi; Ascomycota; Dothideomycetes; Pleosporales; Pleosporaceae. The record is from RefSeq and is a predicted model, not a curated record. The transcript has 3 exons.
AUGCAGGCCUCCUUUGUACUGCUAGCAGCGGGCUACGUGCUUGCUUUUGCGGCAGCCGCUUGCGUUCCGGAUGUCGCCUUGGCUUUACUUUCUGAUCCGCGCGUGCUCAAGCACGAAGCUGUUCUCCUGGCAUUGAACGAAGUGCAAAGGAAUCUUUCGGCGCUGUAUAAGAACACCACGCGGGAUGGUCUCAGCGUUGCUAUUGUCCACGCCUCAAGCCCAGCGCCAAUCUUUACAUUCAAUAACGGGACGUUAAAAUUCAAUGAGACGCUUGCAUGGUAUCCGGAAACCCAAUAUACCCACAGCAGGGUCCAUAGGGGGAGCGAAGGGAAUAAAGUAACCAGCGACUCCAUCUUCCGCAUUCUCUCCAUAUCCAAAAAUAUCGCUUUAUCGUCUUCCCUCGUACUCGCCAACAACUCCAAUGUAACUUUGUCGCACAAACGACAAGUCUCGCUCGAUACGCCAGUCAGGCUUUUACUCCCGGCUUUCGCGCUCCCGGAACGAGACUGGAGAGAUGGCGGCAGCGAGAUUACACUACGUAUGCUGGCGAGCCACACGGCGGGGAUCCCGAGGGAAAGUUAUAGCACGGGUUUCAAUAUGAUUCUGAGCACGGGCAAGGCGGAUGCGCCGACGAUAGGGGCGGCGUGGGCGGGACAGACUGCACAAGAUGUGAUUGAGGGCGUGAAGGCGAGGAGCUUGAUGUUUGCGCCUGGGCAGAGGGCGGCUUAUUCGAAUGCUGGCAUAGGACUUCUCGGUGGUGCGCCUCCCACUUUCUUUUGGAGCCCCCCUUUUUUGAGUGUUUCUAACAAGCAUAUAGCGGCCGUGGCUACACACUACAAUGAUAUUACAGGAAGCGACUUGACAUGGUCGGAGUUUGCUACCCAGGAGCUCCUAACACCGCUCAACAUGACGCAUAGUUUCUUCGGCGCCAUACCACAAAACCUCAUGCCAGACGUGGGCAUCCCCGGCGGGGAAAAUUGGGCUGAUCUACUGGUAGGCGAGGGCUACGACCCAGCAGCCGGCAUGUGGAGUUCAGCAAACGACCUUUCCAGCUACCUAUACCACAUGUGGCUCUCGCCCGACCCCCCGCUCAUAUCAAAGUUCCAGCAACGAGAUGCCAUGAAACCCAGCAUCAACCUGCCCGACGGCGUGCAGCAAACUGGACCAGGUUGGGAAAUCGAGCUUCUGAAACUGGCAUCCAGCAACGAGAGCGACGGCACUACCGAGUCGCCACCCACAAAAACAUACAGCAUCUUCGGCAAGUCCGGCAACGGCGGCGGCUGGGCCUCGUGGAUCGACACAAUCCCCAAUCUAGGCUAUGGUCUUGUGAUACUCGCUCAGCAAUCCGGCCUGAAAGACUACCAAGCCGUAUCACCGAGCCAGCUCAAAACAACGCUACACGGGAUUCUCGCACCGGCAUUCAUCACAGCGCUUGCUGAAAGGACGGUCGACCGCUUUGCAGGGCACUACAUGAAGGCUCACGAUACGGGUCUGCUGCACGACCAAGUGGUAACCGCGAGCCGGAGCACGCGAACGCACGCAAGGCUGGAAGUCGAGGCCGGGACCUUAUAUCUCCGUUCACUCAUCGUAAACGGCACGUCUGCGCUCGAAGCCGUGGACCGGCUUUCCUGGACGCCAGACGCGCAGCCCAUCUUGUUUUCGUCCCCUCAGGGUGUCGUGCUGGAGCCGGCCGAGGGCGCGGCCGAAACAGCGCAGUUUGGCGCCGGCGCGCAGGUCUGGAGAAUGAUGUUUCCUGAGCUGGAAUCGUGUGAUUGGUUCGACUUUGAUGGCUUCCAGGAUAGUAAUGGGUGGCCACUGAGUAAGUUGGUGCUGGUGGAGCGGGGGGCAGGCAGAGUCGAGUUGCAUUAUCCGCCGUUUGAUGUGGUGAUUAGUCGGGUUUAG